Thalassophryne amazonica is the source of this 1958-nucleotide messenger RNA. RefSeq names its product docking protein 7 (gene dok7). Gene Ontology annotation, biological process: positive regulation of protein tyrosine kinase activity; neuromuscular junction development. The transcript has 8 exons. NCBI's taxonomy places the organism in Eukaryota, Metazoa, Chordata, Actinopteri, Batrachoidiformes, Batrachoididae. Bases 240 to 1958 code for a protein of 572 amino acids. The record is from RefSeq and is a predicted model, not a curated record. Gene Ontology annotation, molecular function: protein kinase binding.
AUCCAGCGGCUGAAUUCAGCCGCGUGUGUUAUUUACGCCAUUUUAAUUGAAUCAGCUCAUUUGUAAACAGUAAGCUUUUGAGGCCAAGUGACAGCUGGGAAUAACUUGGCAGGACCCCCGGGGCGGCUGGUGUCAUGUUCACAGCGCGGCUGCUCUGGGACGUAAAAGCUAUUUUGAAAGGUGACGCCCCCCACCCCCCCGGGUGGACGGACACAGCUGCUCGGAAACCGUGACAGAAGAUGACGGAUACAGUAGUCGUAGAGGGACAAGUGAAGUUUCGAGAUGGGAAAAAGGUUAGUUCUGCUCGUUUCUUUUCACCUUUAAAAUGUGGAUUCUACGUUUCAGCCUCCACGUUUGUUGAUUGUGUCUUUAUCAAUUUCUCCACAGUGGAAGACGUCCGGUGGGUUGUGCUUCGGAAACCGUCUCCGGUCGCAGACUGUCUGUCCGUGCUGGUGUUUAAGGGAAGGAAGAAAGGGAAGGAGAAAGGACGCAGCCACAAGGAGAGACUCAGCGUGACACUGGAGGACAUCUGCGGUGUGGAUUCAGGACCGGGGUAUGACGGCAUGUCCUUCACCCUCUCCAUCCUCAGUCUGAGGCGCACACUGGUUCUGGGCUUCCGCUGUUGGGACACCCUGCUGGCUUGGGAUGCCAGGAUCCGGUACAGCCUGGGAGAAGUCCCCGGUUUCAGCGUCGACGGCCAGCCAGGUACCAGCCUGGAGACAGGCCCCGCCUCCCCUCCACCUGUGCAACAAACUUUUGGCUCUCAGCAGGAGCCCGCCCCCUGUGUCAUUGGACAGUGGAAGUUGUCAGCACUACGGCGAUACGGCGCGGUGCCCAACGGCUUUGUGUUCGAGGGCGGGACUCGCUGCGGAAGCUGGGCCGGUGUUUUCUUCUUGUCCUCUUCAGAGGGCGAACAGAUCAGUUUUUUGUUCGACUGCAUCGUCCGAGGCUUCGCCCCGAGCCGGGCUCCACGCGGCAUGCGUCCGGCUCUGCCAGAUCCCAACGCUGACUCGGCCUUGGCGGAGGAGCGGAUCAGUCGGGAGGCGUCUGAUCUGGAGAAAAGACUGAGCAUGCUGUCGCACUGCAGCCAGGCGAGCAGCGCAGCCUCCACUUACAGCUGCAGCACAUCUGUUGCCGGGGACGACCGCAGCAGCAUCUCCAGCUCAUCCUCCAGCCAAACCGAAGCGAGCUUUGGAAGCAGACUUCCGUUAUGGGUGGACCCGGGAGCAAGACUGCACCUGUCCAACGAGACCAGAUCAAGCUCCUCCACACUGAAGUGUUUGACGUGUUCAGAUGAACGUCUUUACGCCGCCGUCAAUCGCCCUUCCUCCGGCCACCUCGGCCCCCGUGGUCUCCAUGACAGCGGGCGCCAGAGCUCAUUAGACAGCGGAAUCGGUAUCGCCGCCAGCAGUCAGUCGUCUUACUCUGGAAGCUUCUCCUCGUGUACAGGCAGUCUGGAUGUGACCAGUCAGGGUGGAGGGGAGGAGUUUGAUGCUCCUCCUGCUGCCACGCCUCCUCCCGCCAUUGCUGCUCCAGAGCACAGUUCUGCUGCGUCGCCUUGCUCCUGCCCUUCCAGACCCAGCUCACAAACCUCCUGCAGAAACAGUGACAAGUACCAUAUCCCCAACCUGCUCAGACCGUGGUAUGACACCCCCAGGAGUCUCCUCCAGACCCCAUCCCUGUGGGAGCGCUCAGCCCAGGGAGGCGCACAGGAGCAGGCCAGGGGCUGCAGAAGCAGUGGGGACAGGGACGGGAGUCAGGGACAGGAACGAAGCGACCUUGCAGGAUCCAGGACUCGGCGUCAGGACAAGCUCCAGCGUUCACACUCCUGGGGCAGUGACAGAGCGCCCCCUGUGGCCAGUGAGGGGAGGCCAACACCCAGGGAGCUGCAGUGUUGCUUAGUUUGUGGAGAAACGCAGAGUGAUGCUCGUUACUUGGGUUUUCGAUUAAAGCAGUGA